Molecule: messenger RNA, 927 nt
Organism: Camellia sinensis
Lineage: Eukaryota; Viridiplantae; Streptophyta; Magnoliopsida; Ericales; Theaceae
Source: RefSeq, a predicted model, not a curated record
AGAUUACGCUCACCUCUACUCUCUCAUCUUAGAUCACGCUCACGCAUGCUCAGCAGUCUCUUAUCCAUGCUCACCUCUACUCAGCAGUCUUUGAUCCUAUCCUAGAUCUCUGUCAUACCUCUCACCUCUUAACGCUCUGUGAUCGACGACGAAAGAAGACGAAUGAUGACGAACGAGGAUGAACGACGGCGAACGGGACCGAACGACGGUGAACGACACGAAAUUUGAGGUAAACCUACAAGAAAAUCAAAAUUUCUGAGAGGAUGCAAACACAGGUGAUCAUGGCAGUUUUCAGGAAGCUUUCUUGAUGCAAUUUCAAAAUCUUAUCACCCCUAUAUUAGUGAUUGGCCUGUUUCUUUCAUCAUUUUCAUUUGGUCCUCGUAAGCAACAACAGAUUAGUUUCCAAGAGUUCAAAAACAAGCUCCUGGAACCGGGUUUAGUAGACCAUGUAGUUGUUUCGAAUAAAUCAGUUGCAAAAGUGUAUGUAAGGAGCUCACCACACAAUCAAACAAGCAAUGAUGUCGUUGAGGGACCAGUUGUCCAAGGACCUGCUGAUCCAAGCAAGAGCCAAUAUAAAUAUUAUUUCAAUAUUGGAAGUGUUGAAUCAUUUGAGGAGAAGUUGGAGGAAGCCCAGGAAGCAUUGGGGAUAGAUUCUCAUGAUUAUGUUCCUGCUACAUAUACUUCUGAAAUGGUUUGGUACCAAGAGUUGGUUUGGUACCAAGAAUAUAUGUUACCUCUUCAAUUUUGUUAUGAAUUGAAUGUCGUGUUGUGAUGGAUUGUUAUUGAUUGUGAUAGACUAAUAGUAGUAGAUAGUUAUUGAUGAUGGAUUGUGCUGGAUUGUGUUGUGACUAUUAGAAAGCACAAACAGCAGGUGCUGGACUAAUGGAUUUUUGGUAUAUCAUGAUUGUUUCAAUAUGUCAGCACCUA